Cyclocybe aegerita is the source of this 984-nucleotide messenger RNA. The record is from the annotation of a GenBank genome assembly. NCBI's taxonomy places the organism in Eukaryota, Fungi, Basidiomycota, Agaricomycetes, Agaricales, Hemipholiotaceae.
AUGCGUGGAACUUGGAACGCGUCGGGGUCGAAUAAAAAGCCUUCAAAGUCUGCUUUCAGCCCAGGAUCCAUUAUACCACCCACGCUGCCCUCUCCACCCACAAUGGCGUCCUUCAAGACUGCUUUGGCUUUGGCCCUCUUCUACUGUGCCUCCAGUGUGAGCACCCUCGCUCCAACAGUCGGUCGCACAUGUGCCACGACGACUCUCACCGACAAAGAGGUCGCUGCGGCCCAGGAGCACUUUCUAGAGCACCGGAAACCUGUCAGAAAUAGUGCCUUCGCGAAGGCCGCUCCAAUCAAUGUGUACUUCCACGUCGUGCACAAGGACCGGACAGUUAAUGGAGGAUUCAUCCCAGAUACAGCUAUUGCGAACCAGAUUCAAGUUUUGAACGAUGACUAUGCAAGCACUGGCUUCAGUUUCGCCCUCCGAAACGUGUCUCGCAUCCAAAACGCGGAGUGGUUUAAUAGGCUGGGGCCGUUCGAUACCGACUACAUGGAAUUCGAAAUGAAGCGCCGCUAUCGUCAAGGCGGGGCUGCUGAUCUGAAUGUCUAUACCGUCGGCUUCGAAACUGGCGCUUCAGAAGGCCUCCUGGGAUACGCCUUUUACCCCUUCGAAUACGCCAAAGACCCGCAGCGGGACGGCGUUAUCGUCCACCAUGCAUCCGUCCCUGGGGGAAGCCUCGCCGCGUACAACCUCGGGCGAACGCUGACGCACGAGGCGGGUCAUUGGAUGGGGUUGUACCACACCUGGCAGGGCAGGUGCACGAAUAUCGAGGGAGGCGAUUUGGUUGACGACACCCCGGUGGAGAACGAGCCGUCGUAUGGAUGCCCAGUGGGGAGGGAUACGUGCCCUCAAGCGCCGGGGGUGGAUUCGAUCCGCAAUUUCAUGAACUAUGCAGACGACUCGUGCAUGACCAACUUCACGCCCGGACAGGCCACGCGCAUGAAGGAACAGGCAGUAACCUAUCGCCAGAUCGUGGUCUGA